AUGGGCUCGAACCAAAAGGAGACCACCUCCACCACUGAUGCUGGCCCGCGUACUGGCUUCCUCGACCUUCCGCCUGAGAUCCGCAAUGCGAUCUACCACCUGGCACUUAACAGCCACUCCGCGUUGAAAAUCCACUAUUUCAGCAGAGAGAAGAUUUUCCGAGUCACUCUUGUGUGGAAUCCCCAACACUCAUUGCCUUGGGCCGUUACACUAUCAACAAACCUUCUCAGAAUAUGUCGCCAAGUUCACAACGAAGCCACGCCUAUCCUUUACGGUAGCAACUGCUUCGAGAUCCACGGUCAGGAUGCGCAGGUCUUCCUGAGAGCUAUCGGAUCAUCGAAACAAUUCCUCCGGCACAUUCACUACUCAUGGCCUUACAACAAGCUGCACUACAAGCAGGCAGUCUCGCUGCUGAAGUACGCGACGAGGCUGCAACGACUCGACCUGCAACGUUACGGCCGAACGGCCCAAGAGCAUGUCGGUGCUCUCCGUGUUCUUAUGCAAGCACUUCACAAGAGCAGCGGGGCAGCAGGCCGUUCGGAGUCGGUGGUGAACAUCUUGCACUUCGUUCCUUCGCUCUCAACGGUGGAUGCAGAAGAACUCGCUAUCGAAGCUCGAAUGACAAAAGAGGUCAGAAGCGAGCUGCAGAAACUCCUGAAGUAG
Fulvia fulva is the source of this 663-nucleotide messenger RNA. RefSeq lists its product as uncharacterized. The coding region runs from base 1 to 663 and encodes 220 amino acids. The transcript has a single exon. The record is from RefSeq and is a predicted model, not a curated record. NCBI's taxonomy places the organism in Eukaryota, Fungi, Ascomycota, Dothideomycetes, Mycosphaerellales, Mycosphaerellaceae.